Strongylus vulgaris is the source of this 519-nucleotide messenger RNA. The record is from the annotation of a GenBank genome assembly. NCBI's taxonomy places the organism in Eukaryota, Metazoa, Nematoda, Chromadorea, Rhabditida, Strongylidae.
AUGCCUUUGUUCGCCAAUCCUUCACUAGUGAAAGAUCUUUGUGCUGCAAUCGCGGAGCACAUACGCAGCGACGUUGGUGAUGUCGAUGCUAUAGCUGGCCUCGAAGCACGGGGUACUCAGUAUCCAUAUAAUACUCAAUCACAUCGAAACUGUUUAGGUUUUUUGUUUGGCCCCAUUGUUGCGGUCUUCCUACAAGAUGUUGUUGAGAUUCAAAAAGAUGCCCUCCAAGCUGGUUGGAAAGUAGUUCUAGUUGAUGACUUGCUAGCUACUGGAGGCACGUUAAAGGUAUGCUUCACUACUUUGAGGCAAUUUGUGGAUCUCAAAGUGUCUGGCUUCAUUCGGGAAAAUUACGCGAGUAAUAGUGGACCGACUUUCUUAAUUGCUGCUGUUGAAGUUGUUGGAAAAGCUCAGGCAGAAGUUGCUGAAGCUUUUGUUCUUAUAGAACUCUUACCACUUCGUGGCAGAGAGCUAAUAUCCAACGUCGCUGUUACUUCUCUAUUAAAAUACAACGAAGCAUAA